This is a messenger RNA of Epithele typhae, 462 nucleotides long. RefSeq lists its product as uncharacterized. The transcript has 3 exons. The record is from RefSeq and is a predicted model, not a curated record. NCBI's taxonomy places the organism in Eukaryota, Fungi, Basidiomycota, Agaricomycetes, Polyporales, Epitheliaceae. Bases 1 to 462 code for a protein of 153 amino acids.
AUGGACUUACAGGUCACUGGGGAGCAGACCGUGGGCUUGAAGUCACAGCACGAUGCGCUCGGAUUACAGCAUCACUGGGUCGGGGUGGUGUUCAAGGAGGGAGUCAAGAUCCAGGUCGACUCCCAUCGUUCAAUUUGGAUCCUGCACGCCUCCCUCGCUCUCCACCACCCCGACCUAAUUAAGCAUACAUCUAUCCUCAUCCUCGUCUUCCAGCAGUACCUCGAUGGCCACGCCCAGCGCACCAAGCACUGGGCGCACGCUUCAAUCCCCCGGCGGCGGCGGCGCCGCCUCCGCCUUCCAGAUGUCCAGGCUUCCACUUCGAGUCCUUCCACGCAUGUCGCCGCGGACGCGACGGACAGACUGCGCGAGAUGCUCGCCCCCCACCGCGUCGUGCUCCACGACAAGGAUUGGAACUACCAGGACUCGGUCGUCGAAGUCGUCUGCGCGCUGCGGCACGGGUAG